Molecule: messenger RNA, 2611 nt
Organism: Lingula anatina
Lineage: Eukaryota; Metazoa; Brachiopoda; Lingulata; Lingulida; Lingulidae
Cellular component (GO): membrane
Source: RefSeq, a predicted model, not a curated record
UCAAAGAUUGUGCCGGCUUCGAGGUAGCAAUCACAAUGCAGUUCGUAAAGUAUCUUUUUCUCGCAUUUCUCGGAGUGAAUUUGGCGGUAAAUGCUCAAGAAACAAAACCGGGUAAAGUGGCAGCAAGAAAAGGGGUUCAAUGUCCGAAAUUAAAACUAAAGAACGGGCGCGUCAAGAACCGGUUCAGAGGGAGGCAGGCAAGUUUCCGUUGCCGCUCUGGCUACACUCUCGUCGGCAAGUCCUUUGCCGUGUGUCUGGGUAGAGACUGGUCCCAUCCAGUACCCAUCUGUGUAGCUCCGACAUGCCCUCCCUUCACUGACCUAGACAAAAAGAACUUGCAAGUGGCACAGUGGUACGCUGGUGCUCUCCUGAAGUUCAGCUGUCCACCUGGAUUUGAGAUAGAGGGUUCUGACGUUUUGCUGUGUGAUGGGCGCUCGUGGAACGGGACAGUGCCUGCUUGCAAGUAUGUGCCCCCUGCAAACGGCGCCGCAUCCGUUGCUUGCGAUUUCGAGGAAAACCUUUGCGGCUGGCUUCAGGACAGUGCUGACCACGCUGACUGGAGACGGCACAGAGGACAGACGCCGUCUGCGUACACUGGACCAACUUAUGACCACACUACAAAUUCUACAAAAGGUUUUUACAUCUACUUGGAGUCGUCAGACACAGCGGCUGGACAAAAAGCACGUCUGGUUACCCGGGUACUGGGGGCUGAGACACAAGAACGUUGUUUCCAAUUCUGGUAUCAUAUGCAGGGCCCCAGUCCCAAACUGAUGGGUGACCUGAAUAUCUAUAUCAAGCCAGUUGGACUUCCCGAGGUGUUGCUGUUCCAUAAAAAUGGCACUCAGAGCAUGCUGUCAGACGAGUGGCAGUUUGCCAACGUACACCUGCCAGCCAUGUUACAAGAAUUUCAGAUUGUAAUUGAAGCUGUUGAAGCCACACAUUACGCGGGGUCUUACGUCAGCGAUAUAGCGGUUGAUGACGUUAAUCUGACAUCAUGUCCAAUUAAACAGACAAGCGUAAUCCAGUGGCCGACGCCAUCUUUGACCACUCCAACAACAAAGAAGAAAACUUCUACCCCAGUGUCAACUGUGACUACAGCAUGGACAACACUGACGCCAUUUACACCAACAAUGCCAUCGUUAUCAGCAGUAGCAACCUCUAAAAUGAAUUCAAGACCCACAGAGGUCAACAGAUCAACAACGGAGUCUACCGGUACCAUCGGUUUGAAAGUGUUAACGUUGUCAACAAAUAGCAAAGAAAAAGAUCAAUAUAAACAAACCAAGCACCAAAGUUUCGUGUCUACCGUAAUUACCACACCUCUGAGCAGUUUUGUAUUGAACUUGACGACAGGGGGUCCGCCUACUGAAAGCGAGCUACCAAUUGAAUCCGUGUCAGUGCCGCCAAAGGGACAAGAAUCGCAGUCAAAUGAAGGCGAUAUUGAGAUCCAAAAAUCUACCGAAAGGAACCCUAACAAACGGACUCUUAUCUUUAUUAUAUUUGGUAUAAUUGGAGGGAGCUUGGUGAUGGUAUUUUUGAUAGCCAUGUCAGUUCGUUAUGUUUCACAAAGACGCCGUCAUUUUCAUGAGACUUCACUGAACGACGAUCUCCAUCCGAUAACUGCUUCCAAUGGGACGCCCCGGCACUCAUCCACAAAUUCCGAGAACCCUAUAGAAAUGUUUUAAUUUCAAGAACUAGUUGAUCUGAAACUUCAUGACAAAAUGAGUCAUUCAUUCGAUAGGCCAAAAAAGUAGAAUAAUAUAUGAGAAGAAUAUAGGAGCGGGUUUUUUAUUGUGAAAUGGGGUUACCAUGGUAUGGGGGCGCUUAGGGCACCAAGAGACCUCAAUCCGGUCCUGAGUGACAAUAAGCAUAAAGGCACUUUCAAAACAUAGAAAUCAAAGGAAUUGAUAUUUUUUCAUUUCUUGAAUUUAACUUUGUGGUUUGCUUAAAAGCAAUUUUCAUUAGAGUAGCUGGGUAAUUCGUUGAUAAAUACACCUCCUGCGCAUGCGUCAAUAAUUCAAUCAAUUGAAGGAACAGAGGAAAAUAGAAUUGAUAGCUCAAGCAAAAAAUCUAUUCUUCGGAGAGCUUGCUGCACAGGAAAUCAGCCUGGUACAUCAAAAAGAACGCCAAUUGCAGCUUAAGAGAAUUCAAUCAAACUGCCAGCCAGGUCACAAUGAGAAAAGUUGCACACUGAGAUUAAAUAAGUUUUUUGGACAUCAAUCUCGGUUGUUCUUCAGUGUUCACCAUUGCUGCAACGUCUAAACAUUUUCAUCAAAUUGAAUACACUGUAAUGGAUCUUCAUAGACCUUAACACACAGUCACUGCGUAAUCCUGUUGAGAACAAUAGAGAAAGCCAAAGCCAAAGUUCGUUCUUUUCUGUACUUGCAGAUAACUGCGGAACUAUACACAAUGCUGCGACAAAGGGAAAUAAAAUGUUUCCUUUACUUAGAAACGUGCUGUGAUAGAAUAUCGACCGUUCAUUAGCACAGCUGACGAAAGGUCGCUCUUUAUUGAUAGAGAAUUUGAUCCGAGCGAUGCGGGGAUAAAAGAUAGAUACAUUGCAAUUACCCUAACACGGAUGGGUUUUGUUCCAUGCUUUUACUUAUAAAAAUAG